Molecule: messenger RNA, 1332 nt
Organism: Closterium sp. NIES-65
Lineage: Eukaryota; Viridiplantae; Streptophyta; Zygnematophyceae; Desmidiales; Closteriaceae
Source: the annotation of a GenBank genome assembly
AUGCCUGUGCGUGGCUUCGUAGGGCCGCAGUACGCGAACGUGGGAUUCAGGUACGGGUACAUCAGCGUUCAACCAGACCCCAUGGUGCACGCUCCCGCAUCUGUCGCGACGCCUCCUGUCGCGCCGUCAACACCAUUCCCCAGCGCGAUCCAUCCGGAAAGCCAGCCAACGGUGCAAGCCCCGCCAGACCCUAGCGAAGCAUUGGUUGUCGCGGACGCGACUGGUGUAGGUGGGCAACUACAGGCGAACGCGAGGAACGCGGGCCGUGGAGCGGGUGCAAGAGGAAACGCGGGAAGGGGAAGAGGGACUGGUGGGAGAGGGAACGCGGGAAGAGGGACUGGUGCGAGAGGGAAUGCGGGAAGAGGGACAGGGGAGAGAGGGAACGUGGCUAGAGGGAGAGGUGCGAGAGGAAGGGGUGAGAGAGCGAGUGCGGGACGUGGGACAGGUGUGGGAUCGAACGGGGAUAGUGCGAAUGGGCAGGGAGCGCAUGGGGUGACAGGUAACGGCGGCAGGGGUAACGGUGUUAACGCGAACGGCGGUACCGGUAACGGGCCAGUUAAUAGACCGCGUAUAAGGAGGCGGCGAGUCGAUGUCGUGCCGCACACGGCACGCAACGGCUCCCGGGAGGGGAGCGAGGGGGCAAGCGAUGAGGAUGACGAGGACGACGUUGACGAUGCGGACGAUAGUUGGAAUGACGAUGACGAAAACUACCUAUCGAACUCGCUGUCCGAGCUCAACGAGGAGGAGGCGGAAGACAACGAACGGGUGCGGGGUACGCGGAGGGACAUUGAGGUCCCUAUCGCGGAUUGGAACAGGCUUGGUGUGGACGACACGCCGGCCACGAAACGAGAGAUGUGCUACGGAAUCCUAUACGGUGUCUCUGAGGCCACGCUAAAGAAGUAUUGCGGUUGGGCCAAUAAGUACAAGCGGUUCAUGGCUCACGAGCUGCCUAAACUGGAUGCGGGUAGGUUUGGUGAGGAGGCCACGUUGAGAAACGCGAACCCCGACGAGAUAGGGGUCGCGCUCGAACAGAACAUGGGUGGUGACUGGAAGAUGGCGGAGGGCGACGAGCAGUGGUUCCACGACCCUGAGACGGAUCCGUGGCGCUUACGCAAAUACGUGACCUUCCUCGCGAACGAGACAGUCGCACAGGCGGACAGGAUGGCCACACUCAAGCGGCCAGAAAAGACAUUGAAGAAGAGACGCCAGUGCACCCCGGCAAUGCUGAUGGGGCGUCUCAAGGCUUUGAACCUGCUCAUCAAGCUUGAUGGGGCCAUCUUCAAGAAGCCCGUUCUGAACCUGCUGCGCGACUUUGCAGAGUGUCGCAUCUAG